AUGCGCGCUCAUCGCGUCACAUCCGGUGCCUGUACCUCCCGAUGCCGGAAGUGGCUGCGUUGUGGUGGCGGCAGGAGCUCCGUCUAGAUUUCGCUACCUCUUUUCUCCGUGAGUGGGUCGGGCGACGUGUUCGGCGUCAUGGUGGAGGAGGUUCAGAAACAUUCUGUGCACACACUUGUGUUCAGAUCACUAAAGAGGACCCAUGACAUGUUUGUGGCUGAUAAUGCAAAGCCAGUACAGUUAGAUGAAGAGAGUCACAAGCUAAAGAUGGCUGUCAAACUUCAUACAGAGUAUGGUCCGGUGUUGCAUAUGCCUAUUUUGAAAGAAAAUCUUAGAGAGAAAGGCUCUCAGAGUGCAGUGGAUGCAUAUGGGCAUAAACAGUAUCCUGCCAAUCAAGGACAAGAACUUGAAUAUAUAGUAACUGGUACACAUCCAUACCCACCAGGACCUGGUGUGGCUUUGACUGCAGAUACUAAGAUUCAAAGAAUGCCGAGUGAAUCUGCUGCACAGUCUUUAGCUGUGGCUCUACCCCCUUCACAAUCCAGGAUAGAUGCAAACCGCACUGCAGCUAGUGUAGGUGAUAUUUACCGACAUGCUGGACUUCCUGAACGUUCACAGCCACCUGGAUUAGCUAUGGCUAUGAUGGAAGCUGGUGGCACCAAGAAUGCUGCAAUGAUGGCCAAAAAGGCACCUACAAUGCCUAAACCACAGUGGCAUCCACCAUGGAAACUAUAUAGAGUUAUCAGUGGACAUCUGGGCUGGGUCCGAUGUAUUGCAGUAGAACCUGGGAAUCAAUGGUUUGUUACUGGUUCUGCUGAUAGGACUAUAAAGAUCUGGGACCUGGCUAGUGGCAAAUUAAAACUAUCACUGACUGGACAUAUCAGUACUGUACGAGGGGUGAUAGUAAGUGCAAGGAGUCCAUACCUCUUCUCCUGUGGAGAAGACAAACAAGUGAAAUGCUGGGAUCUUGAAUACAAUAAGGUUAUCAGACAUUAUCAUGGACAUCUAAGUGCAGUGUAUGGUUUGGAUUUGCAUCCAACAAUUGAUGUGCUUGUGACUUGUAGUAGAGAUUCAACUGCACGGAUAUGGGACGUGAGGACAAAAGCCAGCGUACACACAUUGGCAGGGCAUACAAAUGCAGUGGCUACAGUAAAGUGUCAAGCUGCAGAACCACAAAUCAUUACAGGAAGCCAUGAUACAACCAUACGAUUAUGGGACUUGGUGGCAGGAAAAACACGUGUCACACUAACAAAUCACAAAAAAUCAGUUAGAGCAGUGGUUCUACAUCCAAGACAUUAUACAUUUGCAUCUGGUUCUCCAGAUAAUAUUAAACAGUGGAAAUUCCCUGAUGGAAACUUCAUUCAAAACCUUUCGGGUCAUAAUGCUAUAAUUAAUACACUGGCUGUGAAUUCAGAUGGAGUGCUGGUAUCUGGAGCGGAUAAUGGUACUAUGCAUCUCUGGGAUUGGAGAACUGGAUAUAAUUUUCAAAGAGUUCAUGCAGCUGUACAACCUGGGUCUUUGGACAGUGAAUCAGGAAUAUUUGCAUGUGCUUUUGACCAAUCAGAAAGUCGAUUACUAACUGCAGAAGCUGACAAAACCAUUAAAGUAUACAGAGAAGAUGAUUCAGCGACGGAAGAAACUCAUCCAGUCAGCUGGAAACCAGAAAUUAUCAAGCGAAAAAGAUUUUAAAAGUAGCAACAUGUAUAUAAUUGGGCCAUUGUUUUAUUUUGGCUUUUAUAAACACAGUCAGUCACAUUGUGCUCUCUAUAGGACUAUAAAGCAGAACCUCAAGUAGAGGUCAUUACUGCUUUAUCACAUUUUACAAUAAACUCCCUUUUUUCUUAGGCUUUGGUUCUUUUUUUUUUUA
Sarcophilus harrisii (Tasmanian devil) is the source of this 1867-nucleotide messenger RNA. It is a transcript of the gene PLRG1, whose product is annotated as pleiotropic regulator 1. Gene Ontology annotation, molecular function: protein binding. Gene Ontology annotation, cellular component: catalytic step 2 spliceosome; Prp19 complex; precatalytic spliceosome. Gene Ontology annotation, biological process: mRNA splicing, via spliceosome. NCBI's taxonomy places the organism in Eukaryota, Metazoa, Chordata, Mammalia, Dasyuromorphia, Dasyuridae. The record is from RefSeq and is a predicted model, not a curated record. Bases 139 to 1689 code for a protein of 516 amino acids. The transcript is spliced from 15 exons.